Messenger RNA from Anguilla rostrata (American eel), 7247 nucleotides. Its product is annotated as adenylate cyclase type 6-like. The record is from RefSeq and is a predicted model, not a curated record. The transcript has 24 exons. Gene Ontology annotation, molecular function: adenylate cyclase activity. Gene Ontology annotation, biological process: adenylate cyclase-activating G protein-coupled receptor signaling pathway; intracellular signal transduction; cAMP biosynthetic process. Gene Ontology annotation, cellular component: plasma membrane. Lineage: Eukaryota; Metazoa; Chordata; Actinopteri; Anguilliformes; Anguillidae. The coding region runs from base 637 to 4215 and encodes 1192 amino acids.
AGAUAUAGCUACCUCUAGGGGGACUCGGGAGCUGUUAGUACCACUGCGUGUGUAGGCUAUGUGUGUGUAUAUAUAUGCAUUCUAGGGAGAGGGAUAGAGUCAGGGAGGCAGAAACGACAGGAGUAAAUGUAGGGAGAGCGGGACGCGAGCCUAAUGCACUAUUGCAAUUGUGAAACCAUCGCCCUAGUCCCUGAUGCACGAGGACGCAACCGCGGGAGCCGCUUGCACUGACACCGAGGACAACGACACGGCGGCUUGGACGGAACUGUUCGACAGGGAGGGCUGUGUGAAUCUUGUUAAAUAUUAUGUUCGCGGUGAGUCCUUGCUCUUUCGAGGGUGUCCUGUCCUAAUGUAUGCAGGCGUUUGGAGGAUAAGCGUUGUCGGAGAGACGGUCCCCCAAACCUGCCUGCCGAUCGGGUGCUGGCAUCGAAUUCAGGACUGACCCUCAAACUCACGCCUUCCUCACGAACCUCAUCACCCCAAACACACAGUUAAGCAGACUCACUGCACACACACACACACACACCACACACACACGCACACACAAAUACCGCUGCCUUCUUACCGCUCACGAGGAUAGAUGCGUGCCCUAGCUCGGGGGAGCAGGGUCGGGACACAAGCCAGAACCCACACAGGAUGUCCUGGGUCAGUGGGUUCCUAGUCGCACGGGUGGACGACCAGAAGUCGGCGUGGGGGGAGCGCAAUGGCAGCAGGUCCAAGCGGAAAGGCGGCUCCCUGUGCAACCCUCGCUACAUGAGCUGCCUGCGGGACCCCGAGGCUGGGGACCCGCCCCCUCAGACUCCGCCCCAGCACCGUGGGGGCGGGGCCGGGGGCGGCGGCAACUUCGGCCAGCGCUGCGGCUGGCAAGAGGACCACUACGGCAAAAAGGGAGGGGGCGGGGCGGAGGUGGGGCUGAAGUCGGUGGACCUUAGCUUCGAAGACGGCGAGCUGAAGGGGAGGAAAGGCUGGGGGGUGGGCGAGGCGGGGCUGGAGGAGGGCGGGGCGAUGGGCGGGGUGACCGCCGCCGACUGCUGGCUGCGGGUGGUCCAGGUGUUCCAGUCCAAGAAGUUCCAGUCGACCAAACUGGAGCGGCUCUACCAGCGCUACUUCUUCCGGCUCAACCAGAGCUCCCUCACCAUGCUGAUGGGCGUGCUGGUGGUGGUGUGCGGCGUGAUGCUGACCUUCCACUGCGUCCACGCCGCGCCGGACGUGGCCUACUCCUCCGUGCUGUCGGUGGCCAUGGCCCUCUUCCUGGCCAUGAUGGUGGUGUGCAACCGCAACGGCUUCCACCAGGACUACAUGUGGAUGGUCAGCUACCUGGUGAUCGGCGUGCUGUUCGUGGUGCAGGCUUUCGGCGUCCACAAGGUGGCGCCCCGCAGUGCCUCGGAGGGCAUCUGGUGGUCGGUGUUCUUCAUCUACAUCAUCUACACGCUGCUGCCGGUGCGCAUGCGGGCCGCCGUGCUGAGCGGCGCCGUGCUCUCCUCCAUACACCUGAUCACCGCCUGGAGGCUCAACCUGGACGACAGCUUCCUGUGGAAACAGCUGAGCGCCAAUGUGCUGAUCUUCCUGUGCACCAACAUCAUCGGGAUCUGCACACACUACCCAGCGGAGGUGUCCCAGAGACAGGCCUUCCAGGAGACGCGCGGCUACAUCCAGGCCCGGCUGCACCUGCAGAGGGAGAACCAGCAGCAGGAACGCUUGCUGCUGUCCGUGUUGCCAAGGCACGUUGCCAUGGAGAUGAAGGCAGACAUCAAUGCAAAGAAAGAAGACAUGAUGUUUCACAAGAUCUACAUCCAGAAGCAUGAUAACGUCAGCAUCCUGUUUGCAGACAUCGAAGGUUUCACUAGUUUGGCAUCGCAGUGUACAGCACAGGAGUUGGUCAUGACUCUCAAUGAGCUUUUUGCUCGCUUUGACAAACUGGCCUCGGAGAACCACUGCCUCCGCAUCAAGAUUCUGGGCGACUGCUACUACUGUGUGUCUGGACUUCCUGAACCCAGGGCUGACCACGCCCACUGCUGUGUGGAGAUGGGCGUGGACAUGAUUGAGGCCAUCUCGCUGGUGCGAGAGGUCACUGGGGUCAACGUGAACAUGCGUGUAGGGAUCCACAGUGGGCGUGUCCACUGCGGGGUCCUGGGUCUGCGGAAGUGGCAGUUUGACGUGUGGUCCAAUGAUGUCACGCUGGCCAAUCAGAUGGAGGCAGGGGGCAAGGCAGGGCGUAUCCACAUCACCAAGGCGACGCUGCAGUACCUGAACGGUGACUACGAGGUGGAGCCCGGGUUCGGGGGGGACAGGAACGCCUACCUGAAAGAGAACAGCAUUGAGACCUUCCUGGUGCUGGGCUGCAGUCAGAAACGGAAAGAGGAGAAGGCGAUGAUGGCAAAGAUGCAGCGGGCGCGGGCCAACUCGACAGAGGGUCUGAUGCCUCGCUGGGUUCCUGACCGGAGCUUCUCCAGGACCAAGGACUCCAAAGUGUUCCGACAGAUGGGCAUUGAUGAGACCUCCAGUAAAGAUAAUCGGGGAGCUCAGGAGGCACUGGACCCUGAAGAUGAGGUGGAUGAAUUUUUGGGGCGCGCUAUAGAUGCCCGCAGCAUUGACCAGCUGCGGAAAGAUCACGUCAAGAAGUUUCUGCUCACCUUCCAGACCGCGGAGCUGGAGAAGAAGUACUCUAAGAAGGUGGAUGAUCGCUUUGGGGGAUACGUUGCCUGCACUCUGCUAGUCUUCUGCUUCAUCUCCUUCAUACAGAUCGUCAUCUUCCCUCAUACCCCACUAAUGCUGGGCAUUUACAUAAGCAUCUUCAUCAUACUGGCCAACAUCCUCUUCAUCUGUGCCAUCUACUCCUGCAUUAAGUUGUUUCCAGUUGCCAUGCAGACUGUGUCGAAGAAGAUUGUGCAAUCCCGUACCAACAGCACCCUGGUGGGAGUGUUCACCAUCCUCCUGGUGUUUGUCUCUGCCUUUGUGAACAUGUUUGCCUGUAACACAGAGAGCCUGAUAAAAUGCAUUUCCAACGACUUCAACAUCUCUGAGGAGUCUGUGAGUGUCUGCCUCAUACACAACCUGUCCCAGUCUGCGCAGGAUAGGCUGAUCCACUGCCCCGGCCCGGCCCCGCCCUGUCACUUCCCUGAGUACUUCAGUUACAGUGUCCUGCUGACGCUGCUCGCCUGCUCAGUGUUCCUGCAGAUCAGCAGCAUUGGAAAACUGGCUCUCAUGCUGCUCAUCCAGCUCUCUUACCUGCUCAUAGCGGAGUGGCCACAGGGGGCGCUGUUCGACAACGCCGACCUCUUUGUCACUGCCAACGCCAUUAAUCAAAGAACUUUCAACGAAACUCUGGAAGGGACCAGUUUCAAUGAAACAGAGCCAUGCCAGGAGAGCAUGACCAAGGUGUCGCUGAAGGUCAUGACCCCAGUGAUCCUGACAGUCUUUGUGCUGGCGCUCUACCUACACGCCCAGCAGGUGGAGUCCACGGCACGCCUGGACUUUCUGUGGAAACUGCAGGCGACGGAGGAGAAGGAGGAGAUGGAGGAGCUGCAGGCCUACAACCGGCGCCUGCUGCACAACAUCCUGCCCAAGGACGUGGCGGCGCACUUCCUGGCGCGGGAGCGGCGCAACGACGAGCUGUACUACCAGUCCUGCGAGUGUGUGGCCGUCAUGUUCGCCUCCAUCAGCAACUUCUCCGAGUUCUACGUGGAGCUGGAGGCCAACAACGAGGGCGUGGAGUGCCUGCGGCUGCUCAACGAGAUCAUCGCCGACUUCGACGAGAUAAUCAGCGAGGAGAAGUACAGACAGCUGGAGAAGAUUAAGACCAUCGGCAGCACCUACAUGGCAGCGUCGGGCCUGAACGACUCCACCUACGACAAGGAGGGCCGCUCCCACAUCCUGGCGCUGGCCGACUACGCCAUGCGGCUCCGGGAGCAGAUGACCUACAUUAACGAGCACUCCUUCAACAACUUCCAGAUGAAGAUUGGUCUAAACAUGGGGCCGGUGGUUGCUGGGGUCAUCGGAGCCAGGAAGCCGCAGUACGACAUCUGGGGGAACACGGUCAACGUGGCCAGCCGCAUGGACAGCACCGGCGUACCCGACCGCAUCCAGGUGACCACAGAUCUGUACCAGGUUCUGGCCAGCAAAGACUACCAGCUGGAGUGCCGGGGUGUGGUCAAGGUGAAGGGGAAGGGGGAGAUGACCACCUACUUCCUGAACGACGGACCGCCCAGCAGCUAGCAGCAGCCGCAGGAGGCUUCCUACUGUACAGACACGGAGACGGACUGACUCAGAGACACGAGCUUCUGGAUACACAAACACACAAACGCACGCACGCACACAUGCACACGUGUACAUGCACACACACACAUACACAAACACACACCCACGUACAUACACACCCACAUGCACACACACGCACACACAUACACAAACACACACCCACACACACAUACACAAACACACCCACAUGCACACACACACAUACACAAACACACCCACAUGCACACACACACACACAUACACAAACACACCCACAUGCACACACACGCACACACAUACACAAACACACCCACACACACACACACAUACACAAACACACCCACAUGCACACACACGCACACAUACACAAACACACCCACAUGCACAAACACACACACACACACACACACGUACACACGCACUCACAUUCGAGACUCGCAUGAGAGUCGCUUGCCCGAGAGAGAAAGUGUGUGUGUGUGUGUACCUCUGUUUUUGUAUGUGCGUUUGUAUGUGUGUGAGCGCAUGUGAGUAUAUGUACAUAGUUUGAGCAUGAGUGUGCGUGUGCGUGUGUGUGUGUGUGCAUUUGCGUGUGUGUAAGUUUCUCCGUCCCAACAUACUCCCAGAGGCAAAUUUGAAGGAAAAAGUAAAAUAAUAACAAUUUUAUUUAAUGAAGGCCUUUUGCCUCAGAAGGAAAGUGACUGAAUAUUACACCACAUUUUUUAUUUGUAUGUUUUUUUUUUUCAAGUUUUGUUUAUUUUGGGAGAACUAUAAAUACAGGUACUUAGACUGCAAUUCUGGAGUCUUUAUUUAUUUAAUUGAUGGAUUUUGCAGGAACAUUAUGAAACAGUACACCUGUGUGUAUAUAUACAUAUAUAUGUAUAUGUAUAUAUAAACUGAGAAGAAAAAAAAUGACCAAAGAACAAGUAUUUAAUAUGAGAAAGCAAGACACAUUUGUCCCACGUUGAAGCUUAUGCUGAGCAGUUAUGAAAUUCAGCUGUUUUCGUUCUUCUGUCGGACCUUGUUUUAUGGCAGUUUUGUGGCAGUUGCCCAUCUUUUUGUCCCGGUGCAGACAGCAGUGGCCACAGUAACGCCUUUCUUCUUGGUGUGGAUGAACCAAGGUCUUGUUCGUUGCACAGUGUUUAAGGACAACGGUGAAAUCAAAGACUUGAUUUCUGACUCUUUUUUUUGGUCUUUUGACUCAAACAAGAGGAGGAACGUAGUCUGAGGCCUCCAGGGACUAAGAAGCCUGGGGCUGGAUUUCUGCUCUCCCCAGCCCAGGGCACUGAGGGCCUGGGACGGACAGGGGUCUCCUGAUGGCACCUGGACCCUGUGCUUGGUUGGUUGGACUCUCGGUUGCAUUUUUUCUCUUUCAAAAAAUAUUUUUGGUAUAAAACAUAAGAAAACAAAUACACUUCUGAAAUGGGAUACAAGCUAUGGCAUUGGAUACUAUGGUACUAGACCAUAUGUUAUGUUCUAAUUGUUAUAGAAAACAUUUUUUUACAGAAUACUGUGUGUACAGUAUGUGUGUAUACAUGUCUUUGUGUGUGUGUGUGUGUGUGUGUGUGAGUGUGUCUGCAUGGAUGCGUGUAUGUGUGCCUGCCUGCAUAUGUAUGUACACAACGUAUGUGUGUACACGUCUGUGUCUGCUAAGCGUGUGUGUGUGCGUGCGUGGGUAUUAUGACUGAAUACUGUGCUUUAGAUUCUCUUCAAGGGGCAUAACUUUUCACUGUGAGGUCUAUGUGAUAUGACAGAUUGCUUUCUUGCCAAAUUAACUGCUCCAAAGCAUGUCAGAUUGUGGUCUCCUCUGUUUUUAGUUUGUGUUUAUUUAUGGUUUUAACGUUGCUUGUUUUUUUAAUCACCUCUUAUUAAUCUUUUUAUUUAUGUUAUGCUGAUUACAAUGAUUCCAUUCCAAACCUUGAGGGUCAAAGGUCACAGUAGUUAUGCGGAAACCGCUUCACGCGAGGAAAGCACAAGCCUAGCUAGUACCGAUCGUCGGCAGAUAGUGAAACAGAUCCAGCAUUGCAUCACACGUGCGAUAUUUAAGAAAGUGCCCGUCAAUAUAAUUGUACUUGGCCAGGAACUGUUACUUAUUAAGAUAUUAUUGUUUUGGCUAGGCAGCAAGAGCAGGAUGACGUAUCUGCUGAAUACGAUUGAUUGGUAUGGUAUAUGGCAGGAUUACCUCUUUGCUGUGUCCCCUGGUACACAGUACUAGGCUCAGUGUUGAGGCUCUGUUACCCUCUCAUGUCUUUGAACAAAUCGCUUAAGGUUUGUUAAAGGCGAACGCCUGAGAUUCGUAGACUUGUGGAAGACGGCCUGAAAAAAGGUACAGCGAAACCGCAGGAGUUGUUAUCGGUAUUUUGUGUUUUUAAAAAAAUGUCUGAACAUUACAUUUGCCUUAAAAAAUAAAUAAAAUAAUUAGAAUCCCUUACCGAUAUUCAAGGUGCCUCUGUUCCUUUUGGCGCUGUGUGUUAAGAACCUGAGAUGUAAAACAUGUCAGAAUAUAUUUUACAAUCUUAAGAAGGUGCAGUAGCGAAAUUAACUGAUGGAGAAAGUACGGACAGCUCACGUGUCACUGCUAAGUGUGUUGGAAAGUAAUCGCUUCAGCUCGCUCUCUCUUUCUCUCUUCCGGCUGUUGUCUCGGCUCGUUAGCUGGCACUAACGGGUGCCCCCGUCGAUCAUAACGAUUGAUCGGUACCUGUCUGAACAGUCAGUGCUGCGCCUCCCUCACUUCCCUCAGACGUUUUGCUGUUUUCGGAGCUAGUAACACUGUGCGGCACGCGGGGGCUUGAGGAGGAAGCUGAUUGGCUGCAGAAGGACUGCGAGGGGUACUUGUUCUGAAACCGAGCAGCUUUUCAAACUGCAGUGUCGGUCUGAUGAAGUAGGAAUGUUUUUUUUAAUUCCAGUAAAUCAUAUGGUAACUAAAAUGAAAAUGAUUUCUUAUGAAGAUGGAAAAAAAACAUGAAAAAUGAACAUUUUCCCCAUGGAAACAAAUAAAUGGCUGUUUAAUUUUG